Messenger RNA from Exophiala aquamarina CBS 119918, 249 nucleotides. RefSeq lists its product as uncharacterized. Lineage: Eukaryota; Fungi; Ascomycota; Eurotiomycetes; Chaetothyriales; Herpotrichiellaceae. Bases 1 to 249 code for a protein of 82 amino acids. The transcript has 2 exons. The record is from RefSeq and is a predicted model, not a curated record.
AUGAUUCAAAAGGGAGCUGAUGAAAACUAUAAGCUUGCGUACCAAGUGGGCAAAGCUGCCCAGUUCCCUCUGUUUGCGCCAGUGGAAGACACAGGAAAGUUCGUGAAGCCAGCGCUGAAGAGAUCUGACCAAUUCAAUGGAAAGCAAAUUCUGGCCGCGACAGACUAUUAUACCGUUGACCGCAUUACAUCUGAGUUCCAAGAAGUCACAGGAAAGAGCAUCCGAUAUGUUCAAGUUAGACCGGAGUAG